UGCCUGCCUCUUCAACUUGUCUCCAGAGUCCAGAACCGCCAGCCGCCGGCCCACUUGCUCCCGAGGGCCGUUCGCCGCCGCCGCCGCUGCCGCUGCCGCUGACUUCUCCUGAGGAGCUAACUGCCUAGGCCGCUUCCCUUGCAGCGCCGCGCCGAGGAGCGGGGGAGACCGAAAUUGGCGCGCCUUCGCCGCGCUGCCGCCUCGCCGAUUCGACCGACACGUUCCUCUCCCGUUCGGGCAGGCAGGUGCCGAUCCCGCGCGCCGGCCUGCGCGGGCGCGGCGGCGCGAGGCGUGAUGUGCAGCGGAUCGGAGCGCGGGCGUGAUCGCGUCUCCGCCGAGUAGAGGCCGGUGAGGCCCGCGGGUGCCGGUGUGCCAGGAGGGUGGGUGGGUGGGGUUGUUGCGCGUGCUGGCGUGCUGCUGCGGACUUGACGAUGUACAUAGCGCGGGAGACUUCCAAGGUGUGGAGGAAGGUGGCCACGGAGGUAUCGGUGGAGCUGCAGCUCCUGCGCGAGAAGUGGGGGCUCCUUCUCGCCGGUCUGAUCUUUCAGUAUAUUCAUGGAUUAGCUGCUCGAGGAGUGCAUUAUUUGCAUCGACCUGGACCACUGCUCCAGGACUUGGGAUUUAUGGCCCUUCCAGAGCUCGGGCAAGACAAAGGUUAUCUUAGUGAGACUAUAUUUUCUUCCAUCUUCAUCUCCUUUGUGUUGUGGACAUUCCAUCCUUUUAUUUAUCACAGCAAACGUUUCUAUACUGUCCUAAUCUGGCGCAGGGUGCUUGCUUUUUUAGUUGCUUCACAAUUUUUAAGGAUUAUUACAUUCUAUUCGACCCAGCUCCCAGGUCCAAAUUAUCAUUGUCGUGAGGGCUCAAAACUGGCAACUCUUCCACCACCCAAUAGUGUACUUGAAGUGCUCCUGAUUAACUUUCCUCGUGGGGUACUUUUUGGUUGUGGUGAUUUGAUAUUUUCAUCUCACAUGAUUUUCACUCUGGUUUUCGUUCGAACUUACCAAAAAUAUGGUUCGAAAAGGUUUAUUAAGUUCCUUGCUUGGUUCAUGGCUAUAAUUCAGAGUCUCCUUAUAAUUGCUUCUCGCAAGCACUACUCGGUCGAUGUUGUUGUUGCGUGGUACACUGUAAACUUAGUAGUAUUCUUUGUCGACAACAAGCUGCCAGAAAUGCCGGAUCGGACGAGUGGACUACAUUUGCUUCCAUUAAGCUCCAAAGAAAAAGAGGGCAGGCAGAAGGAGGAGAAAGACAGUAAACUGAAGGACGAGUUCCACAAGUUACUGAAUGGGAACCAUGCGGAUCCUACUGAUCGGCGACAGCGGGCACAGAUGAACGGGAGGCACGACGAAGACAUCAAUCACGCGCUCUCCGAGGCCACUGCCAACGGCACGUAAGGGCCCGUCGGCAUCUGCUUUUCACCGGGGGCUUUGUCCUUGGCGCUCGGAGGAGAAUCCUCGCGGGGGUCGAGAAAACCUGCCUGGUGUGGUGCCCCGGCCGCCUUUUUCUGAAUUAUGAAGCUGUCCGAGAUUCCAGCGAUCCAGCCAUUCACAUCAUGCAUCUUCCUGAACCGCUGUUGCGUUGCGUUGCGCAAGAAUCAGAAUCUCGUGGCGUUCCUCGGUACAGUUUGCACCAUACUUCAUUGCAAUGACAUUUAUCAGAAAGGCACGGUGGGGAAAUGAUCUUGUACAUACUGAUCCGCUAAAACAUGCGUGCAUUCGCCUC
Messenger RNA from Zea mays, 1719 nucleotides. Its product is annotated as Phosphatidylinositol:ceramide inositolphosphotransferase 1. Gene Ontology annotation, cellular component: plasma membrane; trans-Golgi network; Golgi membrane. The record is from RefSeq and is marked provisional. Lineage: Eukaryota; Viridiplantae; Streptophyta; Magnoliopsida; Poales; Poaceae. Gene Ontology annotation, biological process: ceramide biosynthetic process. The transcript is spliced from 12 exons. Gene Ontology annotation, molecular function: sphingomyelin synthase activity; ceramide cholinephosphotransferase activity; inositol phosphoceramide synthase activity. Bases 432 to 1391 code for a protein of 319 amino acids.